Angiostrongylus costaricensis is the source of this 1674-nucleotide messenger RNA. Lineage: Eukaryota; Metazoa; Nematoda; Chromadorea; Rhabditida; Metastrongylidae. The record is from the annotation of a GenBank genome assembly.
AUGGGACCGGGAGUGCUGCGCAGACUAAGUCCAAGUGCACACCCGGACUUGGAAAAAAUCGCGUCGACACGCGACGCAAGCCGCGGAAUGGAUCUGCGUCGCGAUCGGCUGCACCGUGGCAAAACGUGGGAGGUCGCUCGUGAACGUUAUCAAGAACGUAAGGAGUUGUCUUGCCUGAGCUUGGACAUGGUGUUGGUAUCGCUUUCGGCUGAAAAACGUUUGCAGUCGAGACGAGCUGUGAAACGAAUAGCGAAGAAUGUCCGUGCGUCAAUUCGAUCCCCUCGCUGGUACGACGUCAAUCAGGAUUUCUGGCUUACUUUGGAGAAAUCUCAGCAGGACGACUUUUCUAGAAUCUGUUCAAGGAAGCUUCUGCUCAUUCGAUUACAAAUUAAGGAGAUCUUACGAGGUAUGAAUGCGGGUGAAUACUCUGUUGAUGAUCUGGUUUCAAACACGCGGUUGAAUAAAGAGUCCGUGUUAGCUGUCUUACGAAAGCAUGGAUAUGGAGUCGAGCAAGAAGGUUGUGAUGCUGUCGUAAAAUCUGCUGGUCCGGUAUACCCACCUAAAGGAAAUAGUGUGACGUUUGAUCUCCCGGUGCUUGAUAUAUCAGAUGUUCGAAAGGAAAGAAGAUCUCCAGAAACUCCGGAAAAGCAACGCGUUGUCGAGGAAGUCACUCAUGAUUCUGAUGCGCAUACACCAUUGUGUAGCCUGGAUUGUAGCGCUGGUGUGAUUCGCAACAUUUUUAAUAGUCAGGUUGAUGACACAACAUUAUUCAUCGGAGAAAGCCCACGUGAAGUCACAGAUAGCUCAGCGGAGAUCAGCGAUUUAGCGAAACGACUAGGUGCCCGGCUUUGUCAAGAGAGAUCUCUUGUUGAUCAGCUUCGGAACAUCGGCCGCGAAAAAUCGUUUGUUGAACAACUACCAAAACCCACUCUGCCUGUUACUAUUCAUUGUAAAGAAACCGAUGUCCAAACAUCGAUUCGCUUCGAGGCACCAAUUAUAGCUAAUAAGGAGACACGAGAUAAUGCAACCGACCUGCCGUCUCUGGAUUGCAUCUCUAUGUCCGAACAUGGUGCUCUACAACAACUUGCGGGGGCUUUUAUAAUUCAGGAAGAUGUAUCGUCGUCUACAGUGAGCUCAGAUCAAAGUGCCGGACAAGUGCCGGAGAGUUUCAAGAGUCGAAUGAAAACCACCGUAUCAAUAGCUAUUGAUGGAAGCGCACCGUUAAUUCCGCCGGAAACUGUCAAAUUGUCGAGAUUUAUUGAGGGACCAUUCAAUAGCACGAUGAAGGAAGAAGCAUGUUCUAGCCGAACACCAAAUGCACAUGCUGGUAUGAACUCUGCUGCCGUCUCCAGCCCACGCAUUCCCCGUGUGCACGAGUCACCCUGGCGGCCUUCUUCUAGACGCCUUCGUAUUGAAGAGGUUGACAUCUCUACCAGUCAAGACUCGGACUCGUUAGAGGUGAUAUCUGUUGCGACAUCUAAACGUCGCCUGUACAAAAAGAAUGAUUCGAAUUCAGUUGGAUCUAAUGGCAAUAGUCUGGAUGCAAUUCAUAGCAAAUAUAGGAAUGGCUUAGAUGAGUCGGAGUCGGAACUAGUGAAUAAGGAGAACUCCGAUUCUAGUCAUCAAGAUGAUGAGCACACAUACAAUCAGGUGUCCCAGAUUGUCAGCGAGUAG